AUGACACGUACUCGUUGGAAAUGGGGAAUGACUAUAUGCGCUAUGGCAUUUAUAUUAGUAGACACAAUACGUGGAGUCGAAUUGGAUCUUAGUCAGGCCGAGGUACCUAAAAGUGUCGAUGUUUAUGAGGGGAAAUUUGGUCAAGGUGGUAUAUAUAGGAUGUACCACUCCAAGGAUGAUCCCAUAUCUCUUGUGAAAUACGGUAGCCUCAGGCUUGAGAGACCGAAAGGUAUACAAAAAGUUCCAAUAGAUGUUUAUGUUGAAGCAUAUAAACGUGAUAAGGUAUUAAUGGUGGCGGUUAACCUAUUUCACAGCAUUCGUAAGCCGAUUCUACGGAGAUCCUAUUUCGUUGUUGCUGAUAAAGUUAACAUUGUUCCACGUGAUGCUAAAACUAGUUUUAUUGGAGGACGCAUCUAUCUACCUCUGAAUUUAAUUAAUACUCACCUGCAUCCCUAUGUACUAGUAGAUUCUCCAUUUCUGGGUUCACGAGGGUUCGUAUGGCAUAUUGUGGAACACAAUGAUCAUGGCCUAGGACAAAACCAGAUAGGUCGUAUGAGGUGCCGUAGAGAAUCUUACUUCUUGAAUCCUAUCUUCAACAUCGAUGUAAAGUUCCUUGAUACCAAUGGUCCUAAGUCUUCACUCAGUUCACUAACGACGAUGAUAGAGGUUUCCCCAUCAGGUGAAAAUAUAAAAUUAAAAAUAAAACUUGAAGACGCUGAAAAAUUGAUCAAUCUAAAAAUACCACCAGUUGAAAAUGGCAUUUUCAAACCUCAAAAUAUUAUGGAUGACACAUAUAACAUCAUAAAGUAUCAACCGGGUUGUAAUACCAUAAGAUAUAUUCAUUUAAUGGUUGACAUAUCUACUUUGGAGACCCAAUUACCAGACAUUGUUAUUUUGGCGAACCUUAGAAGAGGUUGUUGGCUAUAUAGACAGUACAGCAUUGCACCAAUAAGGAAGCAAAAGUCCAUACAUUUUAGAAUAAUAAGCUCACUUCACAAGCUGCUGUUGUGCGAGGUAGAUGGUGCCACAGGAUUGACACACGUUGAGGUAUUUGACCACAUUAAACACGGGUGGCAGUAUGUUGUAAUUAAUACAAAAGUCCCUUGUGAAAAAACGACCUCGGAGGAUGCAGCAUAUAUGGAUGUCAAAAAGAUAUAUAAACGCAUGGAAGACCAGGGUAGCGUCGUAUAUUUCGACCUCAGCAAGUUCUGCGUCGAACCGUACCUAGAUAUGCUAUAUAACAUCAAUACACUUGAAAAAAGUUGUGAUAAAGCAUGUGGUAAUGAUAUUGUGAUGGAUACAUCGUCGUCAUCUUCACUCUGUGACGAUUUGUUCAAAGGUUAUUAA
Molecule: messenger RNA, 1347 nt
Organism: Babesia sp. Xinjiang
Lineage: Eukaryota; Apicomplexa; Aconoidasida; Piroplasmida; Babesiidae
Exons: 1
Coding region: 1-1347 (448 amino acids)
Source: RefSeq, a predicted model, not a curated record